This is a messenger RNA of Prunus armeniaca (apricot), 1107 nucleotides long. NCBI's taxonomy places the organism in Eukaryota, Viridiplantae, Streptophyta, Magnoliopsida, Rosales, Rosaceae. The record is from the annotation of a GenBank genome assembly.
AUGCAAAUCUUUCUGACAAUUUCACCCUCCAAAGCCCCUCUAAUUUUCCCAUUCCACCCACCCAUUCCAAAGACGCCAAAAACCCAGAGAACUUCACUGAAAACUCUUUCCAAACCUGUAAAUUCUCUUAAAGGGUCGCCUCUUUUACCGGCAUUCGGCCGAGCAAUCGAGGAUGACGAGUACCGACUAGCCCGGUCGCAGGUUCUCCGGAAAGGUGUGGACUUGGAAGGCUAUUCCAUUGAGGGUCUUUCAAUUGGUGGCCAUGAGACUUGCAUUAUCAUCCCAGAGUUCAAGUGCGCUUUCGACAUCGGCAGGUGCCCCUCCAGGGCCAUUCAUCAGAACUUUGUUUUCAUCACUCAUGCUCAUCUUGAUCAUAUUGUGAGCUCCUCUUGCUCUCCUCUGUUGGGUGCCCAUAAUUGGUUUGCUUCAGGUGGGCUGCCAAUGUAUGUAGCCAGCCGUGGUUUGUACAACUUAAAACCUCCAACAGUAUUUGUGCCUCCUUGUAUCAAAGAGGAUGUGGAGAAGCUAAUAGACAUUCACCAGACCAUGGGCCACGUGGAAUUGAACCUUGAUUUGGUUGCAUUGGAUGUGGGUGAGACAUAUGAAAUGCGGAAUAACCUUGUUGUCCGGCCAUUUAGGACUGAUCAUGCUAUACCCAGCCAGGGUUAUGUUAUUUACUCGGUUAGAAAAAAGCUGAAGAAACAGUACAUGCAUCUAAAAGGGAAACAGAUUGAGAAAUUGAAGAAGUCUGGUGUGGAGAUUACAGAUGUUAUAUUGUCACCAGAGGUGGCCUUCACAGGGGAUACAACAUCAGACUAUAUGCUGGAUCCACGCAAUGCUGAUGCCUUGAGGGCAAAGGUUCUUAUAACUGAGGCAACUUUUCUGGAUGAAGGGUGCAGCAUUGAGCAUGCACGACAACAUGGUCAUACUCAUAUAGACGAGAUCAUUGAAAACGCCCAAUGGAUUAGAAAUAAGUCAGUUCUGUUGACCCAUUUCUCCUCCCGCUACCAUUUAGAGGACAUUCGUCAAGCUGUAUCAAAGUUGCAGUCUAAGCUCUCGGCAAAAGUGGUUCCUCUUACAGAGGGUUUCAAAUCUAUGCACGCUUAG